AUGGCGGUUGAAUUGAGCUCGUGCCAAGAACCGCGUACGCACACGCUACGCGUUCCGCCCCCUGCUCCGCCUCCCUCGCCUUUCAAGUCGGGAAACAUUGACAAUAUAAGUUGUAAGAUAUUUCUUGUUCGAUCUUACAAUCAAUAUAAUCGAUAAAAGGUUCGAAACUUGGUUUAGCUCCUGAUGAAAAUCGCCUUUUCGGUAUUGAAAAGUCUUCAACGGAGAUUUUUCCUGACUCUCAGGUAAACAUUUUGUCUUUAGCCUAGCCUAUCAUGAUAAAUUUUGGAAUUUGUUUUUCCAAGUGAUAAUUUCUCAUUUUUCUUUUAUUUUUUUCGAUGGCCCACCGGUAUUGAAAAGUCUUUAACGGAGAUCUGAUAUAAACACGAGAUCUGAUAUAAACAUUUUGCUUUAAAACUCCAAAUUUGGACCAAAUGUUUCGUUAUGGUUUUUUUGGAGUUUUUUCUUCAAGUGGAAAAUUUUUUUUUGAUUUGAUGGCUUUUCCUUCACAGUUCUUGAUCGCCAUGAAAAAACUGAAGUUUUUCUGAAGCCUGGACGUUCAUAAAAAUAUUUUCUAAGAAAAACCGAUAACAUGUGCUCAAAAGCAAAAAAAAAACGAGUCAAAAAUGUGAGAACAGAAAAGACAUGAAAAAAGUUGAAUCCUUUAAGUUUCCUUUGACUUUCUUCGUUUCGUAAAUAUUUAAUUUAAGAAGAAGCGGAACACAACCUGUGCUGGGAGUUUAUGGUCAAAAACUGAUGGCAAUUCUUAGGAAAAAAAAGAGUGGUCCCUGUAGGGGCAACCUCUGGAGCCCUUGUAGGGUUUCCUCUAGGGACAAAUACAACUUGCAAAAGUGGUCCCUACAAGAUUUUUAGUUAGUGGCCCCUAUAGGGGACAUAUUAGUCAAUAAUUAUUAUGAACUCUAAGCGAAAAAGCGCUUUCAGGAGAAAAAUUGUAUAAAUAAGCGUUUUUUGAAUGAGAUUGACAGACCCCUAUAGGGUCCACUUGAUGUUUAGGGGCUAAGGGGUCAGACCCUAAACCUCUGUAGGGACCACUUCAAUUUUACCCCUUCAAGGAUCACUUUUUCAGUCCCUGUAGGGUCCACUCUGGAAUUCCAAAGAUUGUGAGCCUUCAACUCAUAAUGAGUUCUACUUGUCAAACAUAUUUCCAACAACCAAAAAAAUCGAUUUAUGUUAACGUAUAGCAUAAUUCGAUUUUUUUCAUGACAUCGACACUUACGAGAAACGUGGGAUUUGAAAUUUCAAGUGGAACUCAGCGCGAGGAAGAAAAGAGAUCUGAGAAGAAACGCGACCGCCCACUGUCAACACAUUUCUUCUCAUGUCCUGACCGCUUUUAGCCUCUUUUUUCUUAAUUUUUCUUUUUUUCCUACACGACUUUACAUCGUUUUCACAAGGAUUCUAAUAUCAUUCAAUUUUUCCGCGCCAUUUUCCUCAUGAAAAAAAGUUAUAACUAAACAGGAGACCGAUGCGAAAAUUAAAACAGACAGUUUGAAGCUGUGGAGGAUGGAGUAGCUUCUAUCAACUAUCUUUAUCAUGUGAACAUGCAGACUUUCGACAUUUCUGGUUAUUCGCACCCAGAAGAUCACUGAGAAGCAGAUAUUUCUGCACAAAAUAAAAUGUUUGUGGACGUCAUAAAAACCCCGCUCACCGCAGUUGGCACCUGACGUUGCAGAGUUUGACACAUGUGUCAAAAAUGCUCAGGACGAACUUCUCUUGGUUUUGCACAUAAUGAAUUAUUUGUCCUGUUUAUGAACACGCAACGGCCCUUUCUCAGACUAGACUCUCUCGAACUCUCGUUUUGCCCAGUUUGCCCUAUUGUAAAAAUCUUCGAUUCCUUCCUGCCAACAUCUCGAUGUUCUUACUGAAAGUUGGGAAGUUUCUGCUUUUGGUUCCUUGGAAGGCGUUUGGAAGCUUUUCAGCAAGCGUCUGGCAGGCAUUUUCCAUUUUUACCUUCCAAAUCCCUUUUGAAUUCCUUCCAAACACCUACCAAAGGCCCUGUCAAGCACUUCUCGCUUUCAUCCACCUUCCAACCUCCUGCUGGCUGCCUUUCGAACACAUUUUCAGGGUUUGCCUGAGUAUUACGAUUACUUCUGCUUCUCCUUUUUCUCAUUUACACGAGAAAAUAAUCAUUUUCGGACUUUGUAGCCAUGGUCGUUAAACUUAUCACCCAGCUUUCUCAUCUAGACUGUAUUUUGCAGAUCAGCCCGUUCAGGGAUGCCAAAUGCGACGUUCGACUCUUCGCUGAUUGCGGCGCAAUCCGAAGAAGGCUGGCAGGUCAACAGUCCGAUGAUCGUUCUUCUCUCGGCUCUCUCCGUGGUCGGCGUCGUCGGCAACCUCCUCGUCAUCACGGUCGUCUUCAACGUCCGCGGCAUGGUUUAUAUCUUACUCUCACCUUUUUAUUCAAUGACUAGGCAAGAAAAUUCAGAAAAUAUGGGUGUAAAAUUUUUUAUGAUGUGCGAAAAGUGUUUAUACGGAGAGACGGACAGCGAGUUGGUAUUUCGAAAAAACAAAAACAAACGAACGAAAAAUCCUUCGUAACUGAAAUUUUGGAUGGCUGAACUUUUUUUCGAAAAACAUAAUUAAACUUUGACAAAAAAAAACCAGGGGGUUGGAAGCUCAAAUCACGAUUGUGCCGAUUAAAGCGCUGAGUUUUUUUAAAAAACUGUAGCUCUCAAGAGCUUCUCCAAAAAAAAAAAAUCUAGCGGCAGUUUUUGAAAAAAGAUACAAUGGAAAAACUACUUUCAUCUAGACCUCCUUUGAGCCCCGACCAUUUUCUGGCUGGAAAGAUGUGGCCCGCUAUGAGUGAAACGGACAUGAUCUCAAACAGAAAAAACAUAUCUAUUAGCCUUGCCACUCUUUCUUUUCAGAACAAACAUCCGCCCACAAAAAUAUUUUUCCAAGUAAUUCAUAAGAUGUUCUAAGCGGGCUUCUAAAAAAUUUCAAAACCCGGUUUUUUUUAAUCUGAUUAAAAUCAAUCGACAAAAUGAACAUUUUUUUUUAUUCGGACGACACUUCUUUCUUGAUUGUCCGUCAUGAAAAGUGAUCUAGAAAUGUUUCGGAGAAGUUAUUCAUACUGUAGCUGGGUACAGUGACGUAUCUCAGAAAUCGUGGUAACUCCGAUUUUCAGCCUUCGUAACAACCUCAAAAAGUGGUUUACAUAGAUUAACGUUUUUUGUGAUCGGUGUGAGCUCAAUCCUUCUGGGCCGAUACAGUUAUAUAAGAUUAUUAGAGAGUUUUCAAUUUAGUGGGUCUGGCAAGAGUACUGAAACAUUUUUUAUACUUUGAGAGACCAUCGUAAAUUGUUAAAGACAAUUUGUUCUGUAAUUAGCUCGCAAUAAAUAAAAAACAUAUAAAAGGACGCAGAUCGGUGAGAAUAUAUACUAAACUUCUUUAAAAAAAUUUGGAGUCCCAACCGUUCAAAAAAACCCAAAAAAAGGAAAAAAAGAAAACAACAAUUUUAAUGAGAAUUUUUCUUUUUUUAGUUUUAAAUUGAAAUACCGUUAUAUGUGUUCUGGAAGAAGUUGGGAGCCGAUCCGUCAACUAGGAAAAAAAGUUAGAAAACUUCACUAAAAAGUCCUACCGUAACUCAGUGAGGGGGCGGAGCGUCACAGUAACUAGCCUCAAAUUUUACACAUUAUUUCUAGUACCUGUGAUAAUAAUUUUAACUUUCAAAAAAAAUCUUGAGUUUCCUAUACCAAAGGUUCAUCGCUUUUUUCGGGGUUAAAUAGAUGUUUUUCUAGAUAAAGUUUCUGCUCGCUAGCUAUUUUUUUGGGAUCUCUUUUGUUUAAACAAAAAAGGGCGGACAUUUUUCGGUCUCUUUUUUUUUUCACAGAGCGGAAGGAUCAAAAGUUAGAUACAAAAAUGUUUGACGUCAUGCCCUCAGCAUUCUUUUUACUACCUGAGAGAACAGCCAUUCAAACUGCGUGAAGACAAACAUCAAUGUAGAUCCGCCUGCUUUAACAAUCCGUGUCCCUGGGAUACUCCCUCUUCAACACAUUUUUUUUUUUCAAAAUUAUAUGCGUUCGGAGCAUUUUCUCAAUGAUCUUGAAAAAUGUGCAACACCAAACUUCAGAAAACACCGACAAAUUGCUACUUGGUGUCAUUGGCCUUGAGCGACACUCUUUUUUUCUUCGGAGCGAUUCCCCACGAAAUCAUGUACAACAUGAUGGGAGAGUGGGACGACUAUCUCUUUGGCGCCGUCGGUAACAUCUGCUUCUUCCGUCCAGGCCAUUCUGAGACAACUUCAGGCUGCGCGCUGCUGACCAUGCUGCCCUACCUGGCCAUGAACACCAGCUCUCUCUCAAUCACCGCGUUCACCGUCGAGCGUUUCAUCGGCAUCUGUUAUCCCUACAGAGCCAGGUUAGUUUUUAAUUGCGGGUUCUUUGAAAAACUUGCUGACCAGGGGACUGUUUUUUUGUCCCCCCUUGAUUGAACUUUUUGAUGAAACUUUGGGUGUACCUCCUGAUUGCAGAACAAGAAAAAAAGGUUAUUUUUUCUCAAUUUAUGAAGCUUCAAAGUCUGCAAAAUAUGCAAAUUAUAACCAAAAUACAAUAUUUCAAUCUUUCGAAGCGUCCCAACUCGAAAACCAGAUCUAUUGCGAGAAAUAUUUUUCUUCUUCUGCAGUAAGGAGAUCCUAGAGUACACUUCGGCAAAGUUUCAUCAAAAUUUCUACCGGACGAAAAAAAAACGUUCUCUAGUGAGAUGCAACUGUAUAGCUGAUUCACGGCUGGCUUGAAAAAGGUCCUGACAAGAUAAUUAAAGAGAUAGUACCUGAUUUAAUGAGAGCGCAGACACGCCACGCCCCCUCAGCGUCCCAAGUUAGCCGUGAAUCGGAUAUCUAUUUUGCACGCUUUUUACUUUCUUUUGAAUCUUCAAGCAAUCCUUUCCAAUUUCGAUUUUCCAAUAAACGUUUGAUCUUGAAAUCUCGAAAAAAAAAGUUGUGGCCGCAUUUUCUAAAAUAUCUGAUCAGGACGAUGUGUACGGUGAGCCGAGCGAAGCUGAUUAUAACAGUGAUGUGGACGAUGUCGAUCCUGUACCACUCACAAUGGCUCUUCCUGGCUACCCUCGUCCGAGAGCCUCUCGACCACAACUUCACCAUCACCACCUGCACUUUCAGCUUCGAGAGGAACGACACCAUGUAUAAGGUGGGGUGAACGAUUGCAUCGGGGAUCGAACUUGUGACCCUGUGGACCGUAGACAGGCACACAACCUGUUGCGCGCCACGCCAAUUCAACUUUGGUUAUUAAUUCUGAAUCUGUUUGAGUUACUAGAACACCACCGCAGGUGUCGCACGGCAUUCCUAAUGGGAUGAGGGAAGGUGAGCGAGGCGUCAAAGUUUCUGAAUUUACAAAAAAAAGUAAGUGCGCGCUUCGGAUAAAAGGACUGUGACGUCACAGCUACCUAUCGUUGCAAAUUAAACUGAGUAUUCAACGGCAUGAAAAAUACAUUUGGUUGCGUACUUGAGAUUUCAAGUUUCGCGCCAAAAUUUUUUGACGUCUCCCCACCCUGUUUGGCCCAGGUUUGGGAACGCCGUGUAUCGGACAGGGGUAACGCGAUAGUAACAGUAGUCCAUCGAAAAGUCUGAAGCCUAACCAUGGUACCACGGUUAUACAUAACUUAUACCUUGCAAUCUAGAAAAAUGUUCGAAAAUCGUUGCUGGUCCCUAGGUAUACCAUUCAGCACGAUGUAGAGCUCCGACAGUACUGAAGAAUGUACCGGAAGUUUGACGGUGAACAUUAUUAUACCAUACUGAUCCAUCUUGGGGUGUAUGAUCGUAAUACUUUUAUUACCUGACCCGGUCAGGAGGAAAAAUCAAUCAAAGAAUCUGAAAUUUACUGGAAAAGGACACAGACCUAUACGAAAAUUGGCCGCAGUACCGAAGGAAAAUUUCACUUUUUGCGAUUUUUUUUUUCUAAAUAAAGGUUUUGAAGUUCACCCUGCUAGUCACACUUUCAAAAAAAAAAUUUCAGGUAAUAUUUCUGGCUGAUUUCCUCGGACUCUACGUCAUCCCGAUGCUGUUAGACGUCGUUAUUUACGUCAAAAUAGGACUAACUCUUUCACAAUGCAGUGACAAGAUCAAAAACUCGGUCAAGUCCAAAGGUGACUAAGCGCCGAAAGGUGAUCACCAGAAAAAUUGUUUGCAGUGACGAAAAGUGAAGACUUUUUGUUAGCAUCGAGGAACGGAUCUGAAAAUUUGUGCAGGGAAUCACAUGUCAGUGGGCGCCGCUAUUCAACCAAAGGUAAAAACCAGGUGAGCAUCAUUAUAUCAACAUACUGUUUUCAGGUUUCUUUCUCAGAAUUAUAA
This is a messenger RNA of Caenorhabditis auriculariae, 6319 nucleotides long. The record is from the annotation of a GenBank genome assembly. NCBI's taxonomy places the organism in Eukaryota, Metazoa, Nematoda, Chromadorea, Rhabditida, Rhabditidae.